UGCUGCUCUGGUGGAGCAAAGCUUCUCUGCAGGAUGUUCCAUUGAGCACUUGGAGCUACAGCUGACUGGCAAAUGGUCAUUAACCACAAUGAAUCUGACUUCUGGGUCUGAUCCAGCCCACUUCUUCCCUGAUAACCCUUCUGGUGACUCUUUCCAGCAAUGGUCCAGGUACUGGAAUUUGCAUAACAUUAGUAUUUUUUCAAGAAAAGGAGGAAACAAUUCUGAGUCAGCAAUUAACAUGACCUUCCAGCUGCCUGAAGAGGAAUUUGAUCCACUGGGAGGUCACACUGUGUGGCAGGUCAUCAUCAUCGUCUUCCUCACCGGAUCCCUUUCUUUCAUCACUGUUGUUGGCAACAUCCUGGUUUUAGUGUCCUUCAAGGUAAAUAAGAGUCUGAAGACGGUUAACAACUACUACCUGCUCAGUCUGGCCUUUGCUGACCUGACUAUCGGCACUUUGUCAAUGAAUCUCUAUACUACCUACAUCAUCAUGGGCCAGUGGGCUCUUGGGCCAGUGGUUUGUGACUUGUGGCUUGCAAUAGACUAUGUGGCCAGUAACGCCUCCGUCAUGAACCUGCUCGUCAUCAGCUUUGACAGGUAUUUUUCUGUGACCAGACCUUUGACCUAUCGGACCAAACGAACAACCAAGCGAGCCAUGACCAUGAUUGCAUUAGCCUGGUCCAUCUCUUUCAUUCUCUGGGCCCCAGCCAUACUGUUCUGGCAGUACAUUGUGGGAGAGCGCACGGUCCAACCAAAUGAGUGCUACAUCCAGUUCUUGUCCGAGCCCAUAAUUACCUUCUGCACUGCUAUUGCUGCAUUCUACUUACCAGUGAGUAUCAUGGCCAUUUUGUUUUGGAAGAUCUACCAGGAGACAGAGAAGAGAGCUAAAGAUAUACAAGGUCUCAAGGGAUCUGGGUCAAGCACCAACCCAAGCCAGGCUCAGAACCUGGACAACAGCAGUGGAAAAGAUACAGUUGGCAGCCAGAGGAUGUCAUCAAUCAUGCUGCACCAGAUCAGCUCCCAGAGUGUCAGCAGGAGUGAAAUUUGUUUGCCUUCUCCAGCGAGAAACAGGAACAAUAAUUCCAGCUCACCAGGAGAGGAAAACCAAAAGUGCUGUAGAACGCUAUGUUUUCAGUUCUCAGCCUUCUGGACUCGUUUUCCUGCAUCCAACAGAUCCUGCAACACAACAACAAUUACAGUAGAGGAGACCGAGCGCAGCAGCGUUAACAGUGACAUGGAUGCUGCUUCAGAGGUGAACAAGAACAGCCAACAUUAUGAAAGCAUCAAAGUUCAGAAAGGCUCAGAUGGACUUACUCCCUCAUCUCCUCUUGAUCAGUCAGUUGCUAAAGCAACCAGAGAUGCUGUGCUUGCCAAACGCUUUGCCACAAAAGCAAAAAUAGAGAUCAAUAAGCGCAAGAAUGAAAAAAAAGCAAAUGAAAAAAAAGCAGCAAGAACUCUGAGUGCUAUUCUGUUUGCAUUCAUAACCACAUGGCUGCCGUACAACAUCAUGGUGUUGGUCAACACUUUCUGUCAGGAUUGUAUUCCAGAAUCUCUGUGGGCUCUGGGGUACUGGCUGUGUUAUGUUAACAGCACAGUGAACCCCAUGUGCUACGCUCUGUGUAACAAGACCUUCCGGACAACCUUUAGGGAUAUAUUAAUAUGCCAGUGGAAUCAAAACAGGAACAAGCCCAAUUUUAAUCAAAGGCAGGCUGUUGGCUUCCGAAAGGAGCCUAGAUAGAUUGUAAUACCAGAUUGAUCCAUUAAGUGAAGAUAUUUUCUUUAGUUUAGGUGCGUCAUAAAGAAACACUCACCUGUUUCUUUAUUUACUACCUAAACUUGUUCAGUUUAUGGGUUUUACAACAUCGUGUUGGGAAGGAUAUGCUCGAUGUAUUGACUGUAACCCUGCAUCAGAAUCACAAUUCCUUUAUUAUCAUUGUACAAGAAAGCACAACAUUUUAAAAAUAAUUCUUGAAGGCAGUGCAAAUAAAUAAUAAUAUAUGUGUUCAAAUAUCAGUGGGAAAUGAUACAUUUUAAAUAUAUAUUUAGUGAAUUAUAUUUGAACUUGACAGGAUAGACCUUGCUUACAGUUGUAUUCAUAGUUUUUGUUUCAUUUUUAUAAAUAUAUUAAGAGGAUUUAGUAAAAAUUAUUUAUAUAUUUGACAAUAUUGUGGAGGUUUUAAGAUGGACAGUGAUUUUACACUCAGUAAUCAUAUAAAAUCCAGAGUCUAGUUUUUAUUAUUUACAGAAAAUAGCAAAGAUCAAAUUUAUUCUGUCAAAUAAACAGUAAUCCAUGCCUUCAUUUCAUCACGACUGGAUUACUGUAAUUCCCUCCACCUGGAGUCAGCCAGUCCUCACAUGUCUGCAGCUGGGGCAAAAUGCUGCCGCCCGUCUUUCAACAGGAACCUGUGACAAAGAGCACACACCCUAACCCUGGUCCAGGCUUCUCAACACUGGCUGCCCGUGUAUCAGAGUUAAUUUUAAAUUCCUUUUGUUUGUUUUUAAGAUUUUAAAAAGUAACAACCUUUCCUAAUUUACCUUAAACAAGAUGAUUUAGGACAGAAUGACCUACAGGAGAUGACAUCACAUAUCAGAGGACUGAUGAAGAGAAUGAGAUUUGAAAGAAGAGGAUCCUGGUCUGAGCAUCCUCACCAGGUGAAUCAGGGCAGAAUGACUGAAGAGAGCUGGCUGCACCUCAGAGAGCUUUAGAAAACAGAACCAGAGCUGCUUCAUCAUCUGUUAUCAGGUUUUCCUCAGUAUUCAUGGACUUCAGACUGUUGGUGUGUAUGAUGUGUGAGUUGAGUGUGUGUGACAGAGCUGUGCUGGAUCUAUCAUCCCUAAGAUAUCGUGAAUAUCAGUAGAGUCACACUUGUACUGAAAUGUAGUAAUUUCUUUAUUUAAAAAUCAAUUUGAAAUUUUUUUAAACUUCUAAAAAAAAUUAAGUCAUUAUACAGUUUUUUCUCAGUUACUUAUAAUGGGACCAUUUCUUAUUGACUUUUGCUAUUUACCAGUUAUUCCUAAUUAAGCAAUGCAAUAAUUUAAUAUUUUGUCAAGUUAUAACUUUAACAGUGAAAACAUUUUCUUACAGUUACAGGAAAUGACAUCAGAUUUGUUUCAUGCUGCUUCAUAUUAAGGCAAUGUUCACAAGCUGCCAACCAGCAGCUCAGAAGGUGUGGUUUUUGGUUUCAUGUUUCACCAGAUGAGUUGCUUGUAGACGCUGUAAUGUGUGUGAUCAGAUCAGAGCUUUGCUGUGAUUAAAGAUUUCUUAGGUUCAUGAUCUUGCUUUAUUUGUACUCAUGCUUAUCUGUUAUCUACAUUAACUGUGUAAAUUCUGACAUCCAAACAAACAGCUGCAUAAAAGUCACAAUAAGUCAAUAAGGGAUGAUUUAUUGAUCUUUGAGGACCAACAUCUAGAGGAACAGAAAGUAACUGAUCUGAUAUCAAAUAUUACACACAACAAUAAAUUACUUUAAUUGCUGUAGUUCCAUCUUACUUUUGUCAUUUACAGAUUAGUGUUCCUGUUUACAGUGAUCCAAGUAGUUCUAUAUUUUGCUUAUAAUGAGUCAGUAUUUUUUGUAAUGUGCUAAAACAGAGUUCAGUAAGUUUUUAGGUUUUCAGAAGGUUAAUUUGUUUUUCUUCAGAUUUUGACUGUAUUGUCACUCAUUUCUGUUUUCAGCCCCCUUGAUGAGUAUUAAGGUCUGUAUUUUCCCCCUAAAAUGAUAUAAGCAGCUCAGGUGUGCACCACCAUUCACUUGAUCCAGUUAUGGUUUGUUAAAACUCAGCUAAUAUCAUUUUAGGUAUAACCUUGCUGGUGCUAAAAUACAGGAUUUCUUCGUCCAACAGAGUAACUUCUGAUAGAAAUGGUAAAUGUAUUUCUGGAACUCUACUGGUAAAAAACUAGAUACUGAUAAAAACUGGUUUUCUAAAAUGUUCCAAAAGACAUACGGGUGGUGCUGUAGGAGCCUUUCCUCUUGACGAGUUCUGUCAGAGUUGCAAAGUUUAAAACAAUCAAAAAUAUAAAUUAUUCCUCUAAAACUCGGUAAGGUCUUUGCUUGAAAACAAGUGAGAAAGUAGUCAAUUAAACUAUUUUAAAGGCUCUUAAAAACAACAACAAAGAAA
Messenger RNA from Poecilia latipinna (sailfin molly), 4113 nucleotides. Its product is annotated as muscarinic acetylcholine receptor M1-like. Gene Ontology annotation, biological process: adenylate cyclase-inhibiting G protein-coupled acetylcholine receptor signaling pathway; chemical synaptic transmission; G protein-coupled receptor signaling pathway, coupled to cyclic nucleotide second messenger. The transcript is spliced from 5 exons. Gene Ontology annotation, cellular component: dendrite; plasma membrane; synapse. NCBI's taxonomy places the organism in Eukaryota, Metazoa, Chordata, Actinopteri, Cyprinodontiformes, Poeciliidae. Gene Ontology annotation, molecular function: G protein-coupled serotonin receptor activity; G protein-coupled acetylcholine receptor activity. Bases 89 to 1735 code for a protein of 548 amino acids. The record is from RefSeq and is a predicted model, not a curated record.